AUGGCAACAUGAGCAAACUUAGGUUUACAAGAUAGUUCUUCUCCUUUAAUAGAACAACUUAAUUUUUUCCAUGAUCAUACUCUUCUUAUUUUAACAAUAAUUACAAUUUUAGUUGGAUAUAUUAUAGGAAUAUUAAUAUUUAAUAAAUUUACAAAUCGAUUUUUAUUACACGGACAAACAAUUGAAAUUAUUUGAACAGUAUUACCAGCAAUUAUUUUAAUAUUUAUUGCAUUUCCUUCUUUACGUUUAUUAUACUUAAUAGACGAAAUUAAUACCCCCGCUAUUACUCUUAAAUCAAUUGGACAUCAAUGAUACUGAAGAUAUGAAUAUUCAGAUUUUUUAAACUUAGAAUUUGAUUCAUAUAUAGUGCCUACUAAUGAAUUAGAAACAAACGGAUUUCGUUUAUUAGAUGUAGAUAAUCGAGUAGUAUUACCAAUAAAUAAUCAAGUUCGAAUUCUAGUAACCGCUACUGAUGUCCUUCAUUCUUGAACAGUACCAUCUUUAGGGGUAAAGGUUGAUGCUACUCCCGGACGAUUAAAUCAAAUUAAUUUCUUAAUUAAUCGCCCAGGAUUAUUCUUUGGACAAUGCUCAGAAAUUUGUGGAGCAAAUCACAGAUUUAUACCAAUUGUAAUUGAAAGAAUUCCUAUAAAUUAUUUUAUUAAAUGAAUUACUUCUAUAACUAAUU
Messenger RNA from Anopheles maculipalpis, 685 nucleotides. The record is from the annotation of a RefSeq genome assembly. NCBI's taxonomy places the organism in Eukaryota, Metazoa, Arthropoda, Insecta, Diptera, Culicidae.